AUGCUUCUUCUCUCUGCUGUUGCACUCCUCGCCGGAGUAUCUCUUACUCAGGGUGCUCCAUCCGCAACAAACACUCUAGUCGAGCGAACAGCUCAAGGCACAGGCACGGAUAACGGCUACUUCUACUCUUUCUGGGCGGACUACUCCAACGUCAACUACAACAACGGGCCAGGCGGAUCAUACAACGUCUCUUGGUCUAAUGGAGGAAACUUUGUCGCGGGCAAAGGCUGGAAUCCGGGAAGCCCAAGAACAAUCACCUACUCCGGCACCUACGCCCCCUCAGGAAACAGCUACCUCUCCAUCUACGGCUGGACCAAAACACCACUCAUCGAGUACUACAUCGUUGAAAACUUCGGCACCUACAACCCCUCCACUGGUGCCACCAAGAAAGGCCAAGUCACCAGCGACGGGUCUACCUACGACAUCUACGAGACCACACGUGUGAACGCGCCGUCUAUUAUUGGGACAGCAACUUUCCAGCAGUACUGGUCUGUUCGCCGGGACAAACGGUCCAGUGGUAGCGUUACAACGGGCAACCACUUCAACGCAUGGGCAUCCUUGGGGAUGAAGCUGGGCUCCUUCGACUACCAGAUUGUCGCUACUGAGGGUUACUACAGCAGCGGGUCGGCAUCCAUUACUGUUGGGCAGGGCGGCUCGUCUGGUGAUGGGGGCGAUGGUGGGAACGGUGGUGGGAACACGAAUGUAAGUGAGCGCGAUUGUUUCUUUCGUUUCCGCCCAUGGGGAUAG
Messenger RNA from Pochonia chlamydosporia 170, 747 nucleotides. RefSeq names its product Concanavalin A-like lectins/glucanase. Gene Ontology annotation, biological process: xylan catabolic process. Gene Ontology annotation, molecular function: hydrolase activity, hydrolyzing O-glycosyl compounds. Bases 1 to 747 code for a protein of 248 amino acids. NCBI's taxonomy places the organism in Eukaryota, Fungi, Ascomycota, Sordariomycetes, Hypocreales, Clavicipitaceae. The transcript is spliced from 2 exons. The record is from RefSeq and is a predicted model, not a curated record.